GCAGUGGGGAGGCUUUGGAAAAGCUGGCAUUUGCGGGGAGCUGCCCGGGAAGAGCUUAUUCCAUGUCGGAGCAGCAUCGGCACCCCCGCCCCGUGCCGCCCGCUCCCCCGGCACCCCGGUCAGCACAGGAGAGCAGAGGCACGGCCCAGCGCCUGCGGUGCGGGAGAGGAAAAGGUGACCAGGAUGCUGUGGCAUGGGAAGCCCUGGAGGUCCAUGUGCAAGGGGCUGGUCCUGGGGACCCUCCUGACCAGCUUCAUGUUGCUGCUCUACUCCUACGCUGUCCCUCCGCUUCAAGUCAGCGUCACUGAGAUCCCCGUGCCCUUCUCCUGCUCCUCCCACCUGUCCCAGGCUCCGUCCCUGUCCAACAGCUCGGGCAGCGCCUCGGGGUGGAGCUGCCGGCCCAAGCUCAAUGUCAUGUUCAUGAAGACCCACAAGACCGCCAGCAGCACCAUCCUCAACAUCCUCUUCCGUUUCGGGGAGAAACACCGCCUGAAAUUCGCCUUCCCCAAUGGCCGUAACGACUUCUACUACCCGUCCUUCUUCGAGCGCAGCCAGGUGCAGCACUACCGGCCCGGGGUGUGCUUCAACAUCAUCUGCAACCACAUGCGCUUCCACUACGAGGAGGUGCGCAAGCUCCUGCCGCCCGACGCCACCUUCGUGACUGUGCUGCGGGACCCCGCGUACCUCUUCGAGUCCUCCUUCCACUACUUCGGGCCCGUCAUCCCCCUCACCUGGAAGAUCACAGGGGAGGACAAGCUGGACGAGUUCCUCCGGGACCCCCAGCACUACUACGACCCCAACGGGUUCAACGCUCACUACCUCCAAAACCUCCUGUUCUUCGACUUCGGCUACGACAGCAGCAUGGACGCCAACAGCCCGCUGGUGGAGGAGCACAUCCGGGAGAUCGACCGCCGCUUCCACCUCGUCAUGUUGCUCGAGUACUUUGAUGAGUCGCUGGUGCUGCUCAAGGACCUGCUGUGUUGGCAGCUGGAGGACGUCCUCUACUUCAAGCUCAACGCCCGCAAGGGCUCCACUGUGUCCCGGCUGACCCCUGAGCUGUACGAGCAGGCAACCGCCUGGAACCUGAUCGACGCCAAGCUCUACCGCUACUUCAAUGCCACCUUUUGGCGCAAGGUGGAGGCCUACGGGAGGGAGAGGAUGGCCAGGGACGUGGCCGAGCUGCAGAGGGAGAACAAGAAGAUGACCAGCAUCUGCAUCGAUGGGGGACACGCCGUGGAUGCCAGCGCCAUCCAGGAGUCCUCCAUGCAGCCCUGGCAGCCCCUGGGGGAGAAGACCAUCCUGGGGUACAACUUGAAGAAGAAGAUCAGCAAGAAGCACCAGAAGCUGUGCCGCAUUGACGCCUGAAAUCCAGUACCUGACUGACCUGGGGGCCAACCUCUGGAUCACCAAGCUAUGGAGCCACGUGCGGGACUUCCUCAAGUGGUAGGGGC
Messenger RNA from Agelaius phoeniceus (red-winged blackbird), 1451 nucleotides. It is a transcript of the gene GAL3ST1, whose product is annotated as galactose-3-O-sulfotransferase 1. NCBI's taxonomy places the organism in Eukaryota, Metazoa, Chordata, Aves, Passeriformes, Icteridae. The record is from RefSeq and is a predicted model, not a curated record. Gene Ontology annotation, molecular function: galactosylceramide sulfotransferase activity. Gene Ontology annotation, cellular component: membrane. Gene Ontology annotation, biological process: myelination; galactosylceramide biosynthetic process.